AAUUUCUUGCAAUUCUCACAUUAAAUAAUUAAAACAGUUGCCGUAUAUUAAAUUGAUUUAAUAUAGUAUAGAAAAUUCAUCUUUUUUUUAAAUCUAUACUGUUGAUGAUUUAUACUAAAUAACUUUUUUAUUUGAUUGCUGAUCUACACAUCUAGUUUAACAACGAAUACUAUGGAUAUUGACACUACUUAUUUACAUUAUUCACUUUUGUGUGAAACAAAUUUUAUUGAACUUUUAUUUAAACUUUCUUUGUGUAUUCGAUGCAACGUCAGGAGAUCUUUUUGUUUCGUAAAUUUCUUUUAGAGUUUCAAUGAGAGAAAAUAAAUAAAAUAUAAGAAAAAAGCAGUAAAAUCGACCAACUUUAACUCCAAAUGUGUAGUGAUUUAUUGUAAAUGGGAGGCCAACGAGAGUAAUAAAGUGACGCGGUCUGCCAGCAGCUAACCAAUUUUGAUUCAUUAAUAGGUCGACCUAUAUGACCCAAAGUGUCGGAGUCAACUAACCGAAUUAAUUUACCCAUGUCUUUUUAGUUCGGAUGCGCAAUGCGUGUCUUUUCUUGCUAAAAUAAAAUUCUGUUUAUUUUCAAUGGUGACUACUUCUACUUGUAAAAACUAUAAUAUCCCGUAUCAGUUGUAUGUGUGACAAUAUGUCACCAUAAAUUGAUGACAAAAUUAUUUUAAGAAUUUUGUUAAAAUGUAGAUCUUGACAAUUUUGUACUUUAAACAGUGUUACGAGAUGAAGAUGCAGUGGUUCACCAUAAUGAUGUGUUUGUAUGCAGGAGUAGCAAGUGCUCGAACAGAAGAAGAUCAACAAACAUCAUCAUCAAGUACAAUAACAGGAAUUUCUGGUGGAGUUUUAGAACAAUGUUUUUAUCGCCAGUCUAGCGAAUGUCCUAAUGUUGAAACAACUGGAUGUUCCUGUACAAAAAUUGUUCUUGCCCAUAAUAAUCCUGAAGGCACUGCAGUGUUUUGUUGUAAUUUGGAUAUUAGAAAUUUCGAGUCUGAGCUAUCUUGUGCAGGAUUUCCAUCAAAUGUGUCUCAUAUACACAUAAGAAAUGCAACAUUAGACGUAUUCAAUGUUAGUGAAAAGCGAUGGAGAAGAUUAAAAUCACUUGCUAUAACCGAUGGAAAAAUUAAUCGUGUGAAAGGACAAUUUCGAAUGAUGACACCAACACUAUGCUUGAAUUUAUCAAACAAUGCUCUUAUUGAAGUAGAAAAUAAUUCACUUACUCGCUUAGUUCAACUUACCACUUUGGAUUUGUCUUACAACAAUCUUACACACUUACCAGCCUUAAAUACAAUGAAUGGUCGUGAAUUCUGGCUGGAUAUUUCAGGGACAAAUACACUUUGGUGUCAUGAUAUCUACCAGUACAUUAAUAAGACAGGAGAAAAACAAAUUAAUUUUAAUCGUGAAAAUGAAACUGUAUGUUCAGCAAGCAAAACAUGGCAUUGGUUCAAUACCACUGAACAAGUUCCUUUGAAACAAGUUCGAUACCUUAGUUUGUUACAAACUGAAUGUCCGAAAGGGGAUACUUGGCAGUGCCAAUGCAAUUUUAGGAGAUUCGAUAUUCUACAAGGUAAACCACCGACUUUAGCAGUAAAUGUGGAUUGUAGCGGUAUUCAGAUCACUGAAUUACCAGAAAAAUUACCUCGCAAUACCAUAGCCUUGAAUGUAUCGUACAACAAUAUUACAGCAUUAGAUGAUCUUAGUACCAACCCAUGUUACGAAGACAUAAGAGAAUUUUAUGCAGAUUAUAAUAAUAUAUCAUCUAUAAACAAGCUAGAAGGUUCUAAGUUUUUAGAUAACUAUGCUUUUCUGAGUUUGCGAUAUAACAAAAUCAAAUCUGUUCCAACUUACAUUUUGAGUCCUAACACUCAUGAUAAAAGUUUUAUUAGUUCGCGAUAUGUGAAACUCGGAGGAAAUGAGCUGCAUUGUGAUUGUAAUACAGCUAAGUAUUUAAAGGUGUGGUUACAAACUCGUAUAUUAGAUUCGGAUGAAGUAUUAUGCGAAAAUGUCAAAGAAAAAGUUGUUGAUUUAGAACCUUCAAAGAUGUGUGUGUAUCCAGGUGACUGGACAGAUUACAUUUACUACAUUAUUGCUACAGAAGUGGUUCUUUUGAUAAGUCUGAUAGCUAAAGUAUCUUAUGAUUAUUGGAUCUUUAAAACAGCAGGUUAUCUUCCAUGGCCAGCGAACAAAAUGCCAAAAUUACCUUGUGACUGGCUAUGUGAAACUUAAGUACAUAAUUUGUACUGCAUUACUGCAAAAUAAUUCAUUAAACUUAAGUGAAACGAAUUUUAAUAUAAUUUAAUGUAAUCUCUACAGGUUUAUAUGAUUUUUUAAACAGUUUUCUUGCUGUGUUAACAAGUACAGUGUUGAUCAAAAAAAUUUUGAAGACUCAUUUAAUUCUAUUGCAUUCAUUUUGCAAAUUUAUUUAGUGAUAAUUAUACUUAAUUCGACGAUCUUUUAAUUAAUUGAAAGAAAAUUAACUUAAAUAUUUUUUACAAUUACUUUCUUACACAUUCGUAUGAAUCUCCACACACACGUAUAACAUGCAUACAAGUAAAAAAACAAUCAAAGUCUAUUAAUCAAAUUGAAAGAUAGAUACAUCUUAUUAUUCCACAUAUACAGUUACUUUGCAUAAACUAUCAAUUUCCCAUAUAUAGUUAUAUAGUUGUAUUAUAUUAUAUAAAAUUAAAACAAAAAUAAUUAAUUUUUUCAAGAUUUUGUGACUUCCUGUAGCAACCUAGCUUUUUCAUACAGUUUUAUAACUUUUAGCAUCAAUCGAUUUUUAUUGUUAAAUAAAAUCUAACGAUAAAAAUUGUUCACUAAAAUUACAAUGCAAUUAUUCAGAAAUGUUUCCGUGAUCACCUAUCACGUGAAAUAAUUUACUUUGAUUAUCUAUUUACUAAACAGCGAUCCUUCAUUAUUACUAAAUAUAUGAUCAUACAUAUAAUGUAUACAAGAUAAGUUUUAUAU
Molecule: messenger RNA, 2973 nt
Organism: Nomia melanderi (Alkali bee)
Lineage: Eukaryota; Metazoa; Arthropoda; Insecta; Hymenoptera; Halictidae
Gene: hfw
Product: leucine-rich repeat domain-containing protein hfw
Cellular component (GO): plasma membrane
Molecular function (GO): protein binding
Source: RefSeq, a predicted model, not a curated record